AUGUAUGCCGCGGUCGUGGAUGACAGGUGGAUUAUGUACAUAACUGAAACACCGUCUGUAAAAAUCUGGUUUCAAAACAGAAGAACGAAGUGGAAAAAGAAAGAUAACGUCAGCAACGCGGAAGUAGCCGAGAUGAAGCAGAACAAGCCAGAAGACAAGAAAGAAGAUAAAGAGGAUCCGCUGGCGAUAGAUAUGUCCAAGAAAACCUGCAAUAAAAUACUCAGCGAGAAGCUUAAAACCAAACCCACUCAGAACGUCCUCCCUAAACCAAGAAGGGUUGAGAAAGGCGUGGUUUUAGAAACGAUAUGUGACGUCAAUGAUAUAGAGAGUAGAAUAUCAAUAACAAAGAUAACAAAUAAACUAUCGAGUACAGAUCUCUCGGAGAGUGUGACAGUCAAAAGUUUCAACCCAGAAGAAGAAAGAAUAGAAUCAAAUAGAGAAUGCGUUAAUGAGAUGUAA
Pieris macdunnoughi is the source of this 459-nucleotide messenger RNA. NCBI's taxonomy places the organism in Eukaryota, Metazoa, Arthropoda, Insecta, Lepidoptera, Pieridae. The record is from the annotation of a GenBank genome assembly.